UUAAGACCAUGGAGUUGACGGACUGGUCAGUAUUUGGGUGACAAAUUUGGCAGGAAGCGGUCUAGAGAUGAAGGUGUAUUGGGCAGCGUUAGCCCUAGUGUUAGUGAUCGUUGGUGCUAACGCUCAGGAUGACUUGUGUGGAGAACGGCCGAACUUCUCCUUCGUGAGAAACGAGAACUACUGCUAUCGGUACUUUAUGUGCAUCUACGGCUUUGCCUAUCCGAUGCGAUGCAGUGGAGAGUUUUGGUUCAGCGAGGAGUCCCAAAGCUGUCAACCGCAGGAUCAGGUGACGUGCGAUAUUACAGGACCUCCACCGACUCCGGUCCCGACGCCAGGCAUUUGCGACAAUACGGAGGACAAUGAACUCGUACUGCAUCCGUACUUUUGCAACACCUACUACAUCUGCGUUGGACAGAUUGGAACGCCGGUGGUUUGUCCUUCGGGAAUGUGGUUUGACGCAGAGCGACGAAUCUGCGCAGAUCCCUUGGACGUUAGCUGUCCCCACGGACCCACUGGAGCGGCCAGAUGCCGCAUGGAAGAAGACUUCGCGCUGGUCCCAAACGAGCACUACUGCUACCGGUACUACCAAUGUAUCAACGGAUUCCCGUACCCAAUGAGCUGUCCAGAUAACACGUGGUUCGAUGCCGUACGUGACGUCUGUGACGAUCCUGCUAACGUCGAGUGCAUCCUGGAGCCGGGUGAGCCUAUUCGGCCUCCAACUCCCCGAAUCUGUGACAACACACCCAACAACGUCCUCACAGCGAAUCCGACCGCAUGCAACAAGUACUACGUCUGUGUUGAUCAAAUCGGAUGGUCCAAGAUCUGUCCACUCAACCUGUGGUUUGACGAACAACAACAAACCUGCGUACCUGCAGGUACCGUGGACUGUCCCCUAGGACCACCCUUCCCCCCAGAGACCACAACAACUCCCUUCAGCCGUUGUGACGACGUUCCAAAUCUGUCGUUUGUUCGCAACGAAGACUACUGCUACCGCUACUUCCAGUGCCGAAACGGAGUGCCCUUCCCGUUGAUCUGCCAGAACAACCUCUGGUUCUCAGAAGAGCAGCAACGCUGCGUAGAUCCGGACACGAUCGAGUGCGAGAUCGACCACCCACCACCACCGGUAACGCCAACUCCGGGAAUCUGCAACGACGCCGAAGACGGACAGCUGGUACAACACCCGUUCCACUGCAAUCAGUACUAUCUGUGCGUGAACGGGGUAGGAUUCCCCACGAUUUGCCCCUCAGGUCAAUGGUUCGAUGAACCAAACCAAACCUGCAACAACCCCCUCUUCGUAGACUGCCCACAUGGUCCGUCAACGCCAGCACCAGAUCCGUUUGCCGUGUGCGAGGGCGUCACCGAUUACCACUUUGUCGAGAAUGACAACUACUGCUACCGAUACUUCCAGUGCAUCGGAGGAACUCCGUACCCGCUCGUCUGCCACGACGGCAUGUGGUUCGACGAAGAACGUCAGCUGUGCGACCGGCCAGAGUACGUAGAAUGCGACGCGACACCACCACCGAUCGUACGUCCCCCUGCUUUCGCCGAUAUCUGCGAUGAUGUCCGGGAUGGAGAGCUGGCACCCCAUCACACCUUCUGCAACGAAUACUUCCUAUGCGUGCGCGAGGUUGGCUGGCCUCUGAUCUGCCCUCCGGGACUGUGGUUCGACCAGGAACAGCAAACUUGCUCAGCUGCGGGUACCGUCGAGUGCACGUUGGCUCCAGAACGUCCCCCGGUUACCGAGAGUCCGUACGCUAGGUGUUCCGGAAUUCCAGAAAACGCUUACGUUCGUGAUCCAAACUACUGCUACCGGUACUUCAAGUGUGUUGGGGGUUCGCCAUUCCCGAUGAUCUGCCCCAACGAGCAGUGGUUCGACGAACGACAGCAACGCUGCCGCGAUCGCUCUGAAGUCGACUGCGUUGUCGAAGACGAACCUCCACGCCCUCCACCAACUGCGGGUAUUUGCAACGGUGUCACGAAUGCCAUUCAGGUCCCCAACCCAAGAGCGUGCAACCAAUUCUACAUUUGUGUCGAUGAAAUCGGCUUUCCUCAGAUUUGCGGACCUGGAUUGUGGUUUGACGAAGAACGACAAACCUGCUCGCCACCUGGAGAGACCAGCUGUGAUCUGGGACCUCCACCGACGACGACUAUCGCACCUCACCCGUGGGCAUUGUGUGACGAUGCCCCUAACUACUCCCUCGUAGCAAGCCCGAACUACUGCUACCGAUUCUUCCAGUGUAUCGAUGGGGCUCCCUUCCCGAUGAUCUGCCCCAACGAGCUGUGGUUCGACGAGGAGCGACAGAUGUGCGCGGAUUCUUCCGAAGUCUCCUGCGUCGUCAAUCCAAACCCUCCGGUCGUUCCCCCGACUCCGCAAAUCUGCGCCGGAAUCGCCAACGGACGCCAGGUGCAGAAUCCGCGAGCCUGCAACCAGUUCUACGUUUGCGUCGAUCAAGUCGGAUACUCGCUGGUGUGUCCAACUGGGCUUUGGUUCGACGAGUUCCACCAGAUCUGCUCCCCUCCUUCGUCCACCUACUGUCCGUUGGCACCGGUAACAACCACCCCCUCCCCGUACGAACGCUGCCACGGUAUCCCGGACUACGAAACUGUACGGAAUGAUUUCUUCUGCUACCGGUACUACCAGUGCUUGGACGAGGUGGCUUAUCCGAUGAUCUGCCGGCCUGGCCUGUGGUACGAUCACGAGCGACAGGUGUGCGACUUGAGCCGGAACGUGCAGUGCGAGCUGCGACCUGGUAAUCCUGGACCUAUCAACCCAACGCCGGGUAUUUGCGAUGACGUCCAAGAUGGACGGUUCGAACGGAACUGGAACUUCUGUAACCAAUACUACCUCUGCGUAGGCCAGGUAGGAUACCCCCAAAUCUGUCCCGACGGGCUGUGGUUCUCGGAAAACCGUCAAACGUGCGACCUGCCCGAUAACGUGUUCUGUCCGCUGGGAGCGUCGACGCCGGCCCCAACACCGGAAACGCGCUGCUACGGAAAGUCCGACCUCUCGCUGGUUCACAACGAGUACUACUGCUACCGGUACUUCCAAUGCUUCAACGGUAUCCCCUACCCAAUGAUCUGCAGCGGCGAGCUGUGGUUCUCCGAGGCCGACCAAAGCUGCCUGCCGGCGGACGAGGUCGAGUGCGUCGUUCAGGACCGACCCCCGGUCGUCCCGCCUACUCCGCAGAUCUGCGACGGAGUCACAAACGGUCGCCAGGUGCUACAUCCCUUCUUCUGCAACCAGUUCUACGUGUGCAUCGACCAAGUCGGUUUCCGCCAGGUGUGUCCGUUCGGUUUGUGGUUCUCGGAAGAACUCCAAAACUGCGUGUCCGCUGGAGAGGCUGAAUGUCCGCACGGAUUGACCCCAACCGCCUCCCCCAUUGAAAACAUCUGCGUGGACAAACCCAUGGGCGCCAAAGUUGCAAAUCCCACGGAUUGCUCGUGGUUCUUUAUCUGUAUCAACGGAGAACCGUUCCCGUCGCCCUGCCCCGAGGGCAUGGAGUUUGACGGACCGCUACGCCAGUGUGUUCCGGCAGGUGAAGCCGAAUGCUCUGACUCCGUGACCACUCCGGCAACUCCGCAUCCGUGCUUCGAAGAGGAGGACUACACGCUGGUGAGGAGUCCGUACAGCUGCGCUGGGUACUACGAGUGCAUCGGAGGCUACGGUCGGCCCUCGUUCUGUACGGAGGGUGAGUACUUUAGCGAGGAGCUGCAACGCUGUGAUGCUGCGGAAAAUGUGGACUGCAGCGUGGAGGAUUCGUCGUCGGAGGAAGAUUAAUUCGUGGAAUAACUAAAGCGAGAUUGAAUGUAUAGAAUGCUGUAAAAUAAACAAUUCAUGAUCAAAAA
Messenger RNA from Culex quinquefasciatus (southern house mosquito), 3846 nucleotides. RefSeq lists its product as uncharacterized. Gene Ontology annotation, cellular component: extracellular region. The coding region runs from base 68 to 3778 and encodes 1236 amino acids. NCBI's taxonomy places the organism in Eukaryota, Metazoa, Arthropoda, Insecta, Diptera, Culicidae. The record is from RefSeq and is a predicted model, not a curated record. Gene Ontology annotation, molecular function: chitin binding. The transcript is spliced from 3 exons.